Molecule: messenger RNA, 525 nt
Organism: Striga asiatica
Lineage: Eukaryota; Viridiplantae; Streptophyta; Magnoliopsida; Lamiales; Orobanchaceae
Source: the annotation of a GenBank genome assembly
AUGUUAUCCAGUGUAGGAAGGGCAAAGUUAGAGAAUUGUCGUCUACUAAAAUGUGCAUUAUGGGACAUAAGUACUAAUCGGCUAAAGGCCAGUGGACCAUUGACGAGGACAGACAUCUCUUUCAUCCAGAAGGAUUUAUGGACUGAGGAGGAAGACAUAAUCCUGACCGAGAUUCAUGGACAAGUCGAAAACAAAUGUGCAGAAAUCGCGAAAAGUCUCCCUGGAAGAACAGAGAGCUCCGUAAAAAACCACUGGAAUACUACAAAAAGAAGCCGACCAACAAGCAUCAAGGAUUUAAUGACCAUUGAGCUAACGAGCGCAUACUGGUUUGGGCUUUUCGAGGUUUUUGCGCACGGAACCUCGGUUUCUUUGGCCGAGAUGCAUACUGAGAUGAGGCUCCACCGACUGAUGUUUGUUGACCGAGACUAUGAGAGGAGGGUUGUGGCUAGGCCUGGUUCGGGCCCGAGUGUAUAUGUUAGGAAUCAUUUGGAGAAGCAUUACUCGGUCCUGAAUAUUCAGUGCUGA